Molecule: messenger RNA, 6285 nt
Organism: Diorhabda carinulata
Lineage: Eukaryota; Metazoa; Arthropoda; Insecta; Coleoptera; Chrysomelidae
Product: neo-calmodulin-like
Exons: 7
Coding region: 418-1257 (279 amino acids)
Molecular function (GO): enzyme regulator activity; calcium ion binding; nucleic acid binding
Source: RefSeq, a predicted model, not a curated record
UCGAGUGAUUCCUAAAACCACGAUUCGACCACGUGCUUUAGUGUCGUUCAUGAAAUAUGGAGAACAAUACCUAUUAACGAUUGUUUUCGAAUAUAAAUUGCGAGGAAUAUUCGUAAAUAGUUUUUCCAUUAUUUUUAUCAUUAACUAGGUCACAGACGAUUGGAAACAAUAAUAUGAAUCAGUUUCGAAACUAUUGAAUUCAACUAGACUAAAUAACCGUAGUUUUAGAAAUAUUUGGAAAAUUCAUAGACUCGUAUCGUAUAAUUUUUAAAACGACAAAGGCCUGAAACUGAAAGCAAUAAAAUAGAAGUUGGAAAACAAUAUAAUUCCUCGCGAAAUUACUUUCGAAAGUAAAUAAGAAAGUACAGAGUUCAAGUCUGUGUUUAUGUGUUCCUAGACAUCGUUUGAAAUCGCAAAAUGGCAUUUGCUGCAGCUAGAAUGAUCCUUAAGGAUAAGAGAAGGAAGCCGUCUAAAGAAGAAUAUGUACCAAUUAGGAAUAGAAGCAAGGCGCGAAGUGGAAGCGCUAGUAGCUAUAGAAGUCUAAGUCAGGCCCGAAAUAAACCCGCCGACGGUAGUGGUCAUAUUGCACAAAAACAAGCUGGUCAAAGAACCCCGACGCACGGACCUAAAAACACCGGGCCUAAAACACCUUGCAAACCUGGUCAAAAACCAGUGGUGGCACAGAAAGGACAACCCAUCAAACAAGCACCUGCUAAAGUCGCAGCAGCUGCUGUUACAAAAACUACAAAGAAAACUAAAAAAGGGAAACAUCACCAACACGAUUUAAUAGUUACUAUUAAUUUGACAGAGUAUGGUCUAUCAGAAGACCAAGUGGCCGAAUUCAAAGAAGCCUUCAUGUUGUUCGACAAGGACGAAGAUGGGACAAUCACCGUGGCUGAGUUGGGAGUAGUAAUGAGAUCUUUAGGACAGCGACCGACUGAAACCGAAUUAAGAGAUAUGGUAAACGAAGUGGACCAAGAUGGUAACGGUACCAUAGAAUUUAACGAGUUUUUGCAGAUGAUGUCUAAGAAGAUGAAGGAUGCUGACGGAGAGGAAGAAUUAAAAGAAGCAUUCAGGGUGUUCGAUAAAAAUAAUGAUGGAUUGAUAUCAUCAAAUGAAUUGCGUCAUGUCAUGACAAGCCUAGGUGAAAGACUGUCUGAAGAAGAAGUCGAUGACAUGAUCAAAGAAGCUGAUCUUGACGGAGACGGUCAAGUUAAUUACGAAGAAUUCGUUACUAUCCUCACAUCAAAGAAAUAAAGAAAGACUGCAAGAAAAUGGUCCAAUUUUUUUUACAAGAUGAUAUUCCAUGAUGUCACUAUUGAUAAUGGAAGAAGUCUUCAAAUCUCUUCUUAUGUACUCAUAUUAUAGUAUAGCACAGCUUUAGAUCUUAUCAAUCUGCGUUUUAGAGAGGUAUAGCUAACCUUACAUUAAAGAACUGAUACUAUCUGUUGAAGAUUACAUGCAGUGUUAAUUUUAAGUAAUAAAUGAUUAAAAUUAAAAACGCCCACGCCAAAUGUCCACUUUUAAUAUUUCUCAAUAUACAUUGUCAAAGAUUUGUAGUUUAAAUAUACUCAAAUACAUAGAAACGCCCUCUAAGAAUAAUUUUAUUUCAUUAAUCGUAAGAGGGGAAUUUAAGAUUUCAAGCAUCAGCUUCUAUUCGAAGCUCCACGAUUUCUUCCAUAUUCCUUAACGAAUCUAGUGAUUGAUAUUUUUCUGAGGAAUCUCAUUCUAUGUCACUUCUGUCUCAUAUUCAUCUGAGCCAUCAGUGUUUUAGGAAGAUACUGUGAAUAUGGUUAUGAAUAUGUAUCACACAUGAGGCUGAAUAAAAAUUUUGAUGACCAAGGUUGAAAGUGAAUUUGAACUUGGUGUAGUAGCUCAAGGCUUUUCUGGUUAUAUUUUCUUAUUGAAAUGUUUGAUAUUGAAUUAUCCAUAUGCUAAAAAAAGUAGGAGGUGACGUUGAACUCGUCUGCAUUUCUCCCUCGAUCCAACAUCAUGCAUGUCUGAUGAUCAUCCUUUUCUGAUUUCACGCUAGUAUUUUUUUCUUCUAUGUUCGAUGAGUUAGAGGUAAUAACAAUUGAUGUAACGUGUUAUCAAUAGCUGGCAAACAUGAUGUGAAUGAUUCAGAUUGUUCAACAACCUGAUGACGCGGAAAUUCCAAAAUAUGUCCAUUUUGUCUCCAUAGUUCAAAUGCAGAUGGUUCACAUUUUGUGUCAAGUCAAGUUCCAAAUACAUGUUGACGUAGAAAAUUCAUAUAGUCUUGGACAUAUUGACUCCCGUAUCUCAUACAACAUCUAAUUGUUAUGUCUCCUCGCAAAAAUAUAGACAAAACCGAUGAAACUGUAAUAUAUGUUGUGACUAAUCUUCAGCUUGAUCCACAUACUUUAAAACUACUUCUUGCACAAGAAUUUGGUAAAGUAAUGAGCUCAAUACAAAAAUAUUACAUUUAACAAAGUUUUUAGUUCUUGUAGAUCUUGGAAAGCGGUUAGUUUUUUUGUUAAAUGUCAAUUAAAAAUUAAGUUGUAAAGAACAAUGGCUAACUAAGAACAAUACAUUUUUUUGUCAAAAAUCGAUUUUACUCAUCAAUGUAAUCUCCUUCAAGAGCCAUACAUCAUUCCUACGCUUCCCUAACUUCUCGAUGCCGUGCUUGUAGAAGAGUUUAUCUUUUGCCUCAAAAUAGGCUUCAGUUCUAGCAAUUGCUACUUCAUUUGAGCUAAAUUUUUUACCGGCGAGCAUUUUUUAGAGAUCAAAGAAUAGCCAGUAGUCACUGGAGGCUAGAUCUGGAUUAUACGGUGAAUUAGGAAGCAAUUCUAACUAUUAUUCGUUCAAUUUAUUUAACCAUCGACUCAUGAAUCGGUGCAUUGUCCUGGUGAAACAGUGGUUUUUCCUUCAACAUAUGAGGCCAACAACUCUAUGUAGUAUUCGCAAUUGAUUGUCUCUCCCUUUUGAAUAUAGUCAAUGAACAAUAUUCUAUGCGCAUCCCAAAAUACUGAAGCCAUAACCUUUCCACCUAACUGUUGUGCAUUUGGACGCUUCGGACGAGGUUCACUGGCUGCAGUUCACUGAGAUGAUGAUUCAGGAAGGAAGUGAUGGAUCCAUGUUUCAUCUAUUGUCAUAUAUCGAUGAAAAAAGUAAACAAGGUCAAACACUGCCAUGAAUCAUCAACACGUUGUUGUUUUUGAUCGACUGUGACGCGUCACCCACUUUGAAAAAAGCUUUCUCAUAGUCAAAUAUUCAUGCAUAAUUGUAAAUAUACUGCCUUCUGAUAUCUUUCGGCCUCAGAUAUGUCAGGCAAUUUCAAUUUACGAUUAGAUGUAACCAAUUUGUGGAUUUUUUUAUGGAGUUUAAAUCUCAAAUGGACGACCAGAAGGUUCACCAUCAUCAGUGUCAGUACGACCACGUUUAAAGUCAGUUUUUUUCGAUGGAGCAUAGUCCGGAUAACACUUUUAAAACUAUUGCUGAGCUUAUACAUUUUUUUAUUUUUUCAUCAAGGAACAAUGAUAAAUUAACACACGAAAUUGUUUUGAAUUCAUUGAUUUGAAAAUAACAAAAGUAGCUUCACGACUAAUCUGAGUGUCAAUCACACGACUUAUUGAGUGAUGUUAUAUUUUCUCCAAAAUUACUUGGACAUAUUCCCUUAAAUAACAGACAAACAAUGUGGUGUCAGCAAGAUACCACAACUCAAAUUUCUUUUGUGGUGUUUAUUGAAGGUAUAGUUUAUAUCACAUCCCCGACUGUUUUAAAAAAUUGGGAGAAUAAAACGAGACAGGGUUGUCAGACCGUAAUAUCCGAAAAUAUUGGAGAAACAAAUAUAAGAAUCCUUCUCACUGGUAUUGAACAUUUUAAACUUUUCAAUUGCCCACAUUAUUAUUAAUGUAAUGAUGACAGGUGUCGUUUCGUUGAAUCUAUUUUAGAAAAAAAUGUCAAAUCAUCUAAUCACGUAGCUAGAAAUUAUAGGGAAAACGGAAGACAUCCUACUAAUAUUAUAAAUGUGAAUGUAAGUUUUAACGCGAAAACUACUUAAUCUAUCAUUAAGGAAGGAAUUUUGUACACAAAUUCUUGGAUGUAUAAGAAAUAACGCCAUCUAGUAAUGAAGUUCCAACCCUGAGUACUGUAAUGUUGUUGCAGUAUAUUAUCGACUUCCACGUCAAUAUCCAAUCCAAUUGACUUUAGUUUCAGAUGUUUGGAAUUUUUCUAUAUUUAUUGCUAUUUUUUUUUCUAUCAUUAUAUAUUCAGUAUAAAACUUUUUGAAUUUUUGAGGUUAGGUGUCAUUUUUAUGGUAAGAUGCUAUUCAUUAUGAUUCCAAUUAUUCACAGUCUAUUCAAAAGAGUUCAAGUUCAAGUUUAGCUUUGCUGUUACUAUAAACAAAGCACAAAGGAAGUUAUUACAGGUAGCGGUAGUACAUUUAGAAUAACCAUGCUUCUCUCUUGGUCAAAUAUAUGUAAUCCAUUCGCUUGUGUUUAAUGCCCGGAAUUCACAUAAUCAAUGUGGGGCUACUUUGCACAAAAUGUUUGUUUUUUUUAAUAUCUAUGGUUCUGCAGGGAAUUAUAAAGCCCGCUUUAACUAUAUGAAAAUUUGAUACUUUGGCUACAUAGUUUUGUAAUUAGAUAGCAUAAAAAAAAUAAGAACCAAAUUUUUUAAAAGUUUGAAAAGUUGGCAAAGUUACCUCGACUUUUGGGUUACUUUGCCGAUUGGCAUUUUUGCACGUUUUUAAGCGUAUAGGCCAAAUUAACAGUCUCGAAGGGUUACUUCGCCGUCCUUUAAUUUGUUUCAAAAAAAUAUCGAUAUUAAAAAAACAAAAAUUGCUCUGUGAUUUUAGUCUUAAAAACAUUACAUUACAGCAGCCUUUCUUUGUCAAUAACUUGUGCAACAAAAUGCUUGUAUUGUUUUUUCCCUAAAAGUGCUACAAGUAGAAAAUCGGAAUUUUUAAUUCCAUUCUUGACUGUAUCUAAUUCUAAACUGUCCUUAGAUUCACUUUCCAUGGUCCAGUCAUAUUCUUCAGUUUCUUUAUCACGUUUCUUCUUUUUUGGAAUACUUGUCGUGAAAUCCUCGCAACUGAUUUUCCAGGUUCAAUUCUUAUCAUCUUCUUUCUCUUUGAGGUGCUUGCUUUUGAAGGAACUCUAAUUUUUUAAGGAAAUCCAACAAGGUCUUACUAAUAUCAGUAUUGGUUCUAUCAAAUCUUUUUUUAGGCAUUCUAUUAAGAACCUCCUCACUGUUACAUGGGUGUAUUCUCGUUGCUCUGAAUCCAUUUUGAAUGAUUUAUUCGUCUUCUAGUUUUAAUUCUUCAAUGAGCUUUUUCAUUAAAUGUGGAAAAGUGCUUUUGUCUCGUGGAUCUUUGAUUUAGUAGGUUGUUAUAUACGGCGCCAAACUACCUUCAAGAGUUUAAAGAAGCGCACAUCGAAAGAUUGUGUCGAGUGUGUUGAAUUUUAAGAUAUAAAGAUGAAUACAUUAUUGUUUCUAAAUCUAUUAUUGUUUCUUUGACACUUUCUGAUGAUUGAUAUGUUCAAAUGACCCGAUAGAUUAUUUCCGAUUAGAACUUUCGGUCCAUCAAUUUUUUUGAUCAAUGGUAAAACCAUUUUUGUAAACCAAUCCUCAAAUGCGUACUGGUCCCCCGAUACACCAGAAAACAAAUAAUCUCUCCGCCUUUUACAUAACAUAUUGGGCAAACAAGUUCCUAACAUGACGGAUAUUGAGGAUUUGUUAAAUUCAUAAUGCGUUCAGGGUAUUUAAUCCCUUUUCUGAAAAUACAUUUUGACGAUCCAGGAUCUAAUCUAUCAGAUUAGUUUCGUCGUAGUUAACGAUGGAACCAGGUGGAAUUCCUGCCACGUAUCUUUCUAAAUUAUCAAAGUAAUUGUUCAUUUCCUCAUCUGUUUACUCAGUCCUUGUGGUCUGUUGGAUAAUUCAUGCUUGUGUCUAUGAAUAAAAUUCUUGCACCAUUCUACACCGGGAUUGUCUUUGAACUUCUUUAGGCGGACACCUUCUUUGUCUAAAUGACUCUUCAACACUACUCGCAAUUCUGUCUUGGUUAGGGAGCAGCCAUAUUCGGAGCUGGCUAUUAUAAAGUCGAAAAUGGACCGUUAAUCUCCGGGGUCAUUAGCUGAGGUGCUCCAACAGUACCUUCAUGUUUUCUUUUAACUUUAUUUACUAGAGUUCUUCCAGGAAUAUUGCAGGAAUAUUACUUUUAAUCAAUAGAACGGAUCUACGCAACUGUUCUUCGGUAUAAUCUUUAUAACGCCGUGCACUCACUUGUCUUUUAUACGUUCGAACUAUUUUCUAAAAAAAAAAUAA